Molecule: messenger RNA, 3171 nt
Organism: Alnus glutinosa
Lineage: Eukaryota; Viridiplantae; Streptophyta; Magnoliopsida; Fagales; Betulaceae
Exons: 4
Coding region: 1-3171 (1056 amino acids)
Molecular function (GO): RNA-DNA hybrid ribonuclease activity; nucleic acid binding
Source: RefSeq, a predicted model, not a curated record
AUGGUUUGUUUGUUGAGAUAUUUGGCUGAUCUAAAUCCUUCUCCAUGGUUUGUUUGUGGAGACUUUAAUGAAAUUGUUUCUUUAUCGGAGAAGUCUAGUGUUUCUAGAAGAUCUCGGUUGCAAAUGUCCUUGUUUCAGUCUACCCUGAGAGGUUGUAAUCUAUGGGAUUUAGGUUUUAAAGGCCAAAAAUACACUUGGUCUAAUGGAAGGGAUGGAAGGGAUCUCACUCUAGAACGGUUGGAUAGAGUUGUUGCUAAUAGGGACUGGAGUGGGGUGUACAAUGUAGUUGAAGUGGAAGUUUUGCCUAGAUACUGUUCUGAUCAUAGUCCUCUAAUAAUUUCUUUUGAUCCGGCUAGUUGCAAGCCAUGGACGAAAAGUAGGAGAUUUCUUUUUGAAGCCGGUUGGAUGAAGAAUGUGGAGCAUAGAAAAUUGGUGAGGACAGCCUGGAGAAUUAAAAAUCCCACGACUGAUAAAUGGCUUGUUCUCAGAGAGAAGUUAGAUAGCUGUCGAGGCCUGUUAAAAAGUUGGGCUAGGAGUUCUGUUAAUCAGGAGAUGUCGAAUGUAAAAAAGGUGGAGGAGGAUUUACAAAAGGUGCAAAUGGAAGGGGAUCCGAAGAACAUUGUAAAGGAGAAGGCUCUGAAGGCAACUCUUGAUCAUUUGUUGGAGCUAGAAGAUUUAAAAUGGAGGCAGAGAGCUAGAGAAAACUGGUUGAAGUAUGGUGAUAGAAAUACUAAGUUCUUUCAUGCAUGUGCCUCUCAUAGGAAGUGUAGAAAUUAUAUUAAAGAUAUAGUAGAUCUGGAUGGAAAAAGAUGGUCUUCUCAUAAAGGGGUUGAGAGCGCGUUUGUAAGAUUUUUUCAAUGGCUGUACAGGGCUGAAUGUAAUGUGGAGAUUGAACCAUGUAUUAACUCUAUUUCUCCUAAAGUUACUGCUGAGAUGAAUCAUCAAUUGGUAGCCCCUGUUUCCAUGGAGGAAAUUCAACUAGCUCUUAACCAAAUGAAUCCACUUAAAGCCCCUGGUCCGGAUGGUUACCCUGCCUGUUUUUUUCAACAUAACUGGGAGAUUUUGCACCAAGAGGUAUGUGAUGCAAUCAAGUAUUUUUUUGAAACUUGUAGAUUGGAUGCUUCCAUAAAUGCUACAGUUAUUGCUCUUAUUCCUAAAACUCAGAACCCUAAGUCGGUUGUUGAUUUUAGACUCAUUAGCCUUUGCAAUGUGGUGUAUAAGAUUUUAUCUAAAGUUCUUGCUAAUAGGCUUAAGGUAAUAUUGCCCUGCAUUAUUUCAGAGUCUCAAAGUGCAUUCAUUUCUGGUAGGCUUAUUACUGACAACAUUAUUGCUGCUUAUGAGACUAUGCAUACCAUGCAAACUAGAAUGUGGGGUAAAACUGGGCAUAUGGGUAUAAAGCUUGAUAUGAGUAAAGCUUAUGAUAGGGUUGAGUGGCUGUUUUUGGAGGCUGUUAUGUCUAAGUUGGGUUUUGACCCUUUGUGGAUUAAAAUGAUUAUGGUUUGUGUAAAUUCUGUGUCUUAUUCGGUUGUUGUAAAUGUUAAUGUGGCGAAUAAUGUGGAAUGGAGAAGGAUCUUGAAUAUUAUUGAGACUUAUGAGAGAGGUUCGGUACAGAGAAUUAAUGUGAAGAAGACAGCUGUUUUCUUUAGCCGUAAUACUUGUGUUGAUAGAAGGAAGGAGAUUAUUGAUCUUUCGGGUCUUGUGGAAGCAAAUAGAUAUGACUCUUAUUUAGGACUUCCAACCUUGGUGGGCAAAAAUAGGACUGAUGCUUUUAAAAAUAUUAAAGAGAAGGCUUUUCAGAAGUUAAAUAAUUGGAAGUCAAGGUUGUUAUCCUUGGCAGGUAAGGAAGUCCUUCUAAAAGCUGUUGUGCAAGCGAUACCUGCCUAUUCAAUGAGUGUCUUCCUUCUUCCUCUUUUGAGAUGGGGAAAAGACCCUCUUUCAUUUGGCGAAGUUUCAUGGCAGCAAAGGACCUUCUUUCCUUUGGUAUUAACUGGUUGGGGAGAUAACUGGUUGCCUAAUAUUGGUCCUAUGAAUUUCCAGCCUGGGUUGAGUUUGUCUAGUGAUGCAAAAGUGUCUGAUCUUAUAGAUGUUUCUGUUAAGGGCUGGAAUUGUGUUUUAAUUGAUAAAGGUUUUUCUGCUUAUGUUGCAAAUGCUAUUAAAAACAUUCUGUUAUGUCCCUUGUUACCUCCGGAUAAGAUUAUUUGGAAUGGUACUUCAAGUGGGAUGUUUUCGGUUAAAAGCGCCUAUCAUAUGGCCUCAGAUUUGAUGAGACAAAAGAAUGGGGAGUGUUCUUUCAGUUCUGGUAGUCGUGAUUUUUGGAAGAAUAUUUGGGCUAUUAAUGUUCCUAAUGCCUCAAAAAAUUUUCUGUGGAGGGCUUGUCAGAAUGCUUUACCCACCAAACAGAAUUUGUUAAGAAAGGGUGUGGUUGAAAAUGAUAUAUGUCCAUGCUGUCAGUUAGAUGUGGAGUCUGUGAUACAUGCUUUGUGGUGUUGUCCGGGUGCUCAAGAUGUGUGGGGUUGUGGUCCUGUUCUAUGUCAAAAAUGCCCUUCUUCUUUUUCGGACAUGGCAGAACUUGUGUUCACUGAUGCCUCCUUUCUCUUUGAAGAAUACAAAAGGUAUAAUUUGAGGGAGUCUCUGUCUUUGGUUUCCUAUGCUGAUGGGUCAAAUUUUUGUAAGUUAUGGAAACCUCCAGUUGCUGGUUUUCUGAAAGUUAACUGGGAUGCAUCACUGAAUGUAAAAUCUGAAUUGGUUGGUUUGGGUUGUGUGAUCAGAAAUGUGGAGGGCUUUGUUGUUGCAGCAAAAUGCUGUGUUCGUAAGUCUGUUGUGGAUCCGGUUUGUGCUGAAGCUAUGGCUACCUUAGUUGCUUUGGAUUUUUGUUGUGAAAUGGGUUAUGUUAACAUUCAAUGUGAAAGUGAUUCUUUGCAAAUCAUCAAAGGUGUAUGUAAUUCAGAUCACCCCCUUGAUAGAAUUGGGCAUUUUAUAGAUGCCAUUAAACAAAAAGCUGCUGGUUUUUCAGUUUGCAAGUGGAGCCAUUGUUAUAGAGAUGCAAAUGAAGUGGCCCAUAUUCUUGCUAAAAGGGCUUCCUCAAAUGGUAUAUCUCAUGUUUGGGUUGAGGAAAUGCCUUUGUUUAUUUCUUCAGCUUCUUUUAGAGACCUUUUGGUCUCUAGACUGUAA